This is a messenger RNA of Mesorhabditis belari, 2511 nucleotides long. The record is from the annotation of a GenBank genome assembly. Lineage: Eukaryota; Metazoa; Nematoda; Chromadorea; Rhabditida; Rhabditidae.
AUGCACUUAACGAGAAGAUGCAACUCCUCGGUGCAACACCAUUUUGCGGUGGUGAUGGGCAGCGGGGUGGCCGGCUCGUCGCUCACCUAUCAUCUCACGAAAAGGGGAAUCAAGGAUGUUCUUCUUCUUGACAAAGGAGCCGCCGGCACCCCAGCCGCCACCAGUUUUCACUCGCCCGGACUUGUCUCCGCCUCUCACCCCGCUCAUCGUUACAAGCCGAUUUUGGCCUAUUCAGUUGAACUCUACAAGGAUCUCGAGAAAGAAACUGGAGAGCCAGUGCAUUUCGAGCGCGUUGGCACGAUCCGAUUGGCGACGAACAAAACUCGACUGGACGAGUUCAAGCGAUAUGUGGCCAGGGAUUAUUUUAAGGAAGGUGACGCGUGCAAGACGGACCUGUUGAAAUCGCCCGAAGAAGUGCUGGCGAAAGCUGGAAUUAUCGAUAAGUCAAAGCUCUACGGUGGUCUUUACACGAGCAACGACGGUUAUGUGAAUGCCCGGGGAUUGAAUCGCGCUUUCAUCAAGGGCACCGUCGACCGGGGAGGAAAAAUUCUGCACGAAGUCGAUCCGGAAUUCAUUGAUUAUGAUAUGACGAAAAAGGAAUGGCUAAUCGGGCUGAAAGACGGAACGAGCAUCCGCACAAAGAAUCUCGUCAACGCUGGGGGCAUCUGGGCGAACGACAUCGCCAAACUCUCUCACUACAAAGGAACGAAGGGUUUCGAGUUGCCGCUCGUCAUCGCCGAGCAUCAAUAUGCUGUGAUUACGCCCAAAGAAGCUCCACCAGCUGAUCUCCCAGCGCUCAUCGAUCACGAUAGUACUUUUUAUUUGAGGAAAACGGCCGAUGGCAAGUAUAUUUUCGGCGGUUUCGAGCCGAUGAGCAAGGUGGUGUUCAGAAAGGAUUGGCUCGAGGGUGGAGUGCCGAAAGAAGGCUCAAAGCUGAUUAAACCGGACUUCUCGCGUCUGGAUGUGGCGUGGAAACGAGCGCAAGAGUUGAUCCCGUCGAUUCGAGGCGCAGAUUUGGAACCAAGAGCCGCUGUUUUCAGCAUGGCUCCUGAUGGAUAUCCACUGGUUGGACCUUACAAGCGAAACUACUGGCUCUCGACGGGUUUCCUCGAUGGUGUUUCGUCGGCUGGAGGUGUUGGCAAAUACUUAUCGGAUUGGAUGGUUGAUGGAGAACCGCCAUCGGAACUUUUUGACACCGAUGCGUCACGUUUCGAUGAUUGGGCUACGAAGAGUUUUAUCGCGGAAAAAUCCCGUGAGACUUACUCGAUGUACUACAAUUGGUCGUACACGAAUCGAAUGGCUGGAAGACCGACACAGAGAGUAUCCGGAGUAUAUGGACGAUUGAAGAAAGAUGGAGCUUUCUUCACGUACAGAAAUGGAUGGGAAGUGACACAGCAUUUCAAUGUGACUCAAUACUCGAAAUUGGAGGACAAUGUCGAGCCGGAGUUUUGCGAUGCAAAGAGCACCCUGCCAACACUGUGUCGUGAAUAUGAAAUGGUGACGAACAAAUGCGGUAUCAUCGAUCUCUCGUGGAAGGGGAAAAUCGAGGUGAAGGGGAAAGACGCGAUGCAACUCAUGGACUAUGUGAUCGCUGGACCGACCCCAACUUUCGGCAAGAUUGGCUCCGGUUUGAUGCUGACGCGACAGGGCCGACUUCUGUCGCCACUUAAGAUUUUCCAUCAUGACAGCUAUCGAUCGGCUUUCAUUUUGGUGACCGAGCCCGAGCGCGAGUCUCGCGAUCUCUACUGGUUAAAGCGAGCCGCUACCGAGAAAAAUCUCGACGUUGAGGUGAACCUCAUCUCGCACUAUUUGGCAAGUUUGGCGCUUGUUGGACCGAACAGUCGACAGAUCCUUCAAGAGUUGACGAAAAGUGACCUCUCAGAGAGCGGUUUCCCCGUUCGCUCCACCAGAUUGAUUCGACUCGGAACGGUGCCUGUGAUCGCCGCCCGCACUUCCACCUCUACCGGUCAACUCAGCUAUGAGCUCUUCCAUAACAGAGCCGACAGCAUUCGACUUUAUGAUGCAAUUUGGAGCGCCGGGCAUCUUCAAUUCGGCGUGCACAACUUUGGUCAAGCUACGAUGAACAUGCUUCGUCUUGAGCACGGGUACAAAAUUUGGGGCCGAGAACUCACCCUUGACACGAAUCCUUUCGAAUGCGGCAUCGGAAAUCUCGUCAACUUCGAUAAAAAAGAGUUCAUCGGAAAAGCGGCCGCCAUCGAGUUGUCCAAGCAGAAAUUCCAUCGACGUCUCUCACUGAUCACUUUUGAUACAAAUCUACCAUUUGAGACCCACUCGAUCCCGUCCGGUAUGGAAGUGGUGAGAAAAUCGGGAUGCGAAGAGCGUGUCGGUCAAAUCACCUCCGGCGCUUACUCGGUCCGUUUGCAGUGCCCGAUCGCGUUCGCUUGGCUCAAUGAUACUGUACAAGCCAAUGAUACGCUUUCCGUCGAUGUCGGCACGGGACGAGCGCUGAAGGGGAAAAUCCUCGAGUUUAUCCCUCAUUCGCCUAUCCAU